This is a messenger RNA of Thermochaetoides thermophila DSM 1495, 1530 nucleotides long. RefSeq lists its product as uncharacterized. The transcript has 6 exons. Lineage: Eukaryota; Fungi; Ascomycota; Sordariomycetes; Sordariales; Chaetomiaceae. Bases 1 to 1530 code for a protein of 509 amino acids. The record is from RefSeq and is a predicted model, not a curated record.
AUGUCGGCGAGAAGUCGCAAGAGCCGUUAUGAUAACCGAAGCAGUCGGCGUCUCGAUGAGAAAGGCGAGGAUUCCAAGGUGACGACCCGGCUUAGCAAAGAGGAACCGAGCAUCAUCAGGGGUACUACUCUGAAUAAUGCUCACAGCAAUGGUGAUAAAGAACUCACUUCCUCCAUGGCCACAGAUGCAAGCAGCAGCUUGCAUGCUACCAAUUGGUAUGAUGAUUACAGGUUCUGCUCGCAGUUUCCCGAGACGAGCAUCGCCUCGACCAACCGCUCUCAUCUUUUUGAAGAUGAGAACGGACCCGACAAGCAGGUGAACAGUGUGCGCGUGACGCCGUCAACACUCCGCGCCUAUGUUGCUAUGCGCGGGGGUGUUAAUGGCGUGGAGUUUGAUGAAAAAGAGCCCCUUCUGGCAUAUUUGAGGAAGAACCACAAGUUCAUGGUUUUGCAAGAUAUUGCUGACGGUCUGAGAAGCGAUACUUCAUUCAUUGAAAACGAGCGUCAACCAAAGAUUUGGUACUAUGAUGUCAAGAGCAAUGGGCAACAAUCCAAAAACCAGACUCACCAGUCAUCUUACGACCUCGAUCAUGCCACACGACGAAUCUCGCUCUCCAGCUGGCAAGACAUCAACUCCUCCAAGUUUUAUACUGGCACCAUCACUGGCGAUAACGACAGCAGUGAUGGCUGGGUCUCAGAUGGCGAGGGUAAUCCUGCCCUGAACCACAUCACUCCUGAAAUCUUUGCCCAGUGGGCAGACGGGUGCGUGAUGAGGGGUGGUGAUUUUCUGUCUGCCCGUCGGAAGGACAUCGGCACGGCUGCUGCGGAGCAACAGGACAGCAACGCUAAAUCAGAAGAGAAAAAGGACAAAGGGAAGAGGGUGAUGACCACGACGACGGCCAGCGGAAGGAGGGUACUGAUGAAGCGUCGGAGACCAGGCUCUAGGGGAGCGAUGCAGAUGCUUCCGAUUGCAAUUCCGCAGAGGUCGUCGUCGGAGAGGGGGACUCGGACCAACAAGGUUGGGUUGAUGGAGGGACUUAGGCCCAUGGCUACACCAGCUGGACCAACCCAUGACACACUGGUCGAAGCAUCCUCCUACAAAGCAACACCGCCUCCAGCAUAUGAUGCACACGUGCCACUUGAAGCCGGCCCCUCAGGGCUACCUUCAAUGGAGGUAUCCUUUUCCAGAGCAGCUUCAAUUGAUUUCCGGUCUCGCAACAGCACCGACGAGUCAGACGUCGACAACCUCGUUGUUACACUUCAGCAAGCAAUGAACACUCUUGAUGAGAUUCUGGAGCUAUGCGCGCAGAGAAAGCAGUUGAUACAGGAGAAUGAGCAGUUGCGGGAGGAGAUUGAGGCGAUAAAUCGGGGGCAGGGGAGGAUUGAGGAGGUGGAGAGGGCGCUUAAUGUUAGCAGGCCUCCUCCCGCUGUUUUGAAUCCUCCUCGUCACGCGCGGUCCUUUUUGAUGCAUCGCGGGGGUGUGAAGGAGCAGGAUGGGGAGAUUUUGGAGAGAUUGGCGAAGAGGAAUUGA